GCCAAAAAACUGCUGAUAUAGCUUCAUUCAUACGGUUAGACGUUAAAAUAUCCCAGUCAAAUAACAAUCGAUUUUACCUAUCCUGAUUGGAUUUAAAAGACUCAGGCGCACUACUUGAGAGAACAUGGAUUCUACGGAUUUCUCGAACUUGAACUUCGCCGGCCUCGACAGCAACCUGGUGCAAGCGACCCUUGCCUCGAUAAGCAGCAACACAAUCACACCUAUCAUAAAGGAAGAGCUGAAACUCAAGAUCCAGUCCAAGAGGCUUGCCUCGGGCAAGGAGGAGCUCCCGAAACCCAUCUUCAAGGAGCCCGAAAAGUAUGAGAUGACACCGGAAGAGACUGAAAAACGGCUACAUAAGCGUGAGCUCAAUCGGGUUGCGGCCCAGAAGUGCCGCAAUAAGCGAAAACUGCAGCAUGAAAGUGUGAAAACUAUUCAAGCUGAGCUUGAACUCCGGAAUUUCACGUUAAAAAGAAAAGUAGAAGAAUUAGAAAAAGAAAAACAGAUUUUGAUUAAACAACUUAUGGGACAACAAAUAAGCGCUAUCCAUUCGAACACGCCGUAUCAGGAGUUUAUAAAAGACGCAGACCUUAUUGUGGAACAUGAUUCGGCGUGCAUGAAUCCAACAGAUCAACCAUCGACCUCCUCUGGUAUUUUCCGACAGGACUGCCCUCACCGACGCUUCUCGGAGGAAUUUGUCCGCCCACCACCACCGCCAUAUUCCUACUUGCUAAGAAGAUACAGUGCGGAUGUGCCAACGCUCCAGACAGCUCAUCCAAACGAAAAUCAUCAAUUCUUCACUCAGUCUGCAAUUCCAGUAUCAGGAGUUCGACCUUUUUACAUGUCGAUUAACACUUGUAAUGUUGGUUAUCCAAACGGGGAACCUGAGUUUGAAUGUCCUGUUACUGAAGUGGUUCCUUUACAGGUCGAACAAACAUCAAUCAAGGAUGCAUUACAGCUCACAUGUGAACUGUUUGACAUUCCGAACUCCGACAAUAGCGCUGCAGGCGACCUAGUGCCAACAGACGGCAAGCAAAACAUAUCGUUUCCAAGCUAUCACUAUGAAGACGACUUACCAGAUUUUCUCGAUGAGGAUGUUGACUAUUCUUUAAAUUGUGAUGUACAUCGCUUGUCGCCUCGCUCGACUCGCCUUGUGUGUGAAUCAACCGAAAUGAAGGAUAAGACCACCAGAGAUGUAGGCAAAGAAGCAGAGACACCAGAGGAUCUUUUCGAACUUUUUUUUCGCGGGGAAGACGAAGCCACCGUCCCUGGUGGUAACACAACCCGCGUCGACCCUGUCUCACCAUCGCUUUAUUAAGCCAAUUGGGUUCUUAGAUAUAAACCUAUACAAUGAAUCUGAUAAUGGCAUCGAUUUGUAUAAGGGUAUCAUUUAUAUUGGCAGUGUUAUGGGUAGUUUCAAAGUAAGAUCUUAUUAGGUUUAAUACUUAAACCAGGCAUUAAUAAUAAUCAUGAGGCUAAUGAUUUUUAUACGCGUGUUUGACUUUGGUAAUUUCCAAACUUAUACUAUUGGAAACUGUUUACUUGUUUAAUUUCAUUUUCAUUCCAAAUUCGAAUACUAAUACCCGUUGACCAAUCAUCAAAAUUUGAAUUUCUUUCAUUCUUUUUAUUUCCUUUUUAUUUUUCUGUAUUAUCAUGAACUUUGUAUCAACUGUAUUUCUCUGUAUGCUAUUUGUGUCCGUGGCGGAUCAUUUUUGUUAAAUCUAUUCAGUACAUUUUGUUCGCACUUCAUAUACGUAUGUUUGUUUUAUUGCGAUGUUUAUCGAUAUGUAAUAUAUUUCAUAAUGUAUUUUCGUAAAUUAGAUGGCAUCAAGGUUAUAAUACAUGUAUAUAGCUUGUGACUAUAAAGGUUAUAUCAUAUUGUGUAAAAUAGUUAUGCCUUUGUUGUACAAUAUAUUUUAGAACUGUAUGUAUGAUCCAUUCCAUUAUUGCAUUAGCAGGGCAUGAUUUUCAGAGGGCGUUGCUUCUAUUAGUGGAUGUUGAUUUAAUUAAAAAAAAUAUUGUUUAGUUGAAAAAAUUAUUUUAUCAUAUUUUUGGUAUCACAUACAAUCAGUAUACUUUUUGUUUGUUUUUUUAUUUAACAGCGCUUUUGACCCAUAAACAAUUAUAUUAUAAAGAAAUAUUAUAUUAUAUACUGUCGGAUAUCGUUUAUUGUUAAGAAUUCGGAAUCUAUAGUCUUUCGGAUUAUAGAAAUUACUGUAUAUAAACGUUACAAAUCAUUUAAAUUAAAAAAGUUUAUCUUUCAGUUUUAACAAUGGAAGCAUGAAACAAUUAUUGAAAAAUCCACACGUCUGGAAUACUAGUAGUUUUGACAUUGAGAAUUAAAAUAAAUCGCGUUUGAUCAUGCAUUUAAUGGUUUUCAUUAAGUAUCUAAGCAUUGAACAUUACACUGAGAAAAUUUUGUAAAUACGUUCAUGACAUUAUAAUGUUACAUACUCCUUCCUUAUAUACCUUCACAUAUUCAUACAAAUAUGUUUCUUCACGUUAACAUGUAUACAUUAUAUGUGUUGGUAUAUUGACAUCGGUGCAAGUUGAUUAUUCGAUUUUUCUUUGUACUUUUUCACUUUCAACUUAUUGCUCUUCAAAAAUAUCAUCAUUAUAUCUACAACAUUUUAACUAUUCAUUCACAUCUAGUAACCAAUAUUUAUAUCUACCUCCACCAAAUCUGUGUCUAUGUGGAAUUUUGUCCAUAGACGCCUUGUUAUCAAAGCAUGCAUCAUGAUCCAUAAAUCAUAUGUGAUUCUUAAGUAGCUCAUUCGCCAUUAUCUCUCGGAGCGGAAAUAAAUUACUUGAACCAAACAUGUUACUGUGAAUUCCCAUACAGUGACGAGGGAGGUACCUCGUGUAUUUGUAUAAUAUAUUGGACGUUAUAUGUUAAGUUUAUUGAAAACAAAGAUUAUGAAUAGCUAAGGGCUAUGCGUUGUGCUCACCGAAAUCUGUAGUCAAUAUUUCAAAACCACAGGCUGUGUUCAAAUAAAUAUUUUUUACGUCUAUGUACGUGUAUAUCCGGUGAGUGACGUGAAGUUUUCAAAAGUAUACCUGUUGUUCAUUUUGUCUUACAAAUUAGAAAUGCGUUGUGUUUAAGGCAAUAUUUACUACAUUUAUAUAGAAGUGGGGUUUAUGCAUCAACUGUGUAUUGUUGUGUUUUUUCAUAGUGCUCACUAAAUGGUGCUAACUUUAAAGUGCUAACUCAAAGACUAGGUCUUUAAUUGUAGACCCCCAACCAUUAGAUAUGCAAUACUAGUCUAUAGAGGAAGUAACAAUAUGAACCAGGGAACUCAUACAUGAAGGUCUGUUCUUCCAGGCUCACACAUGCAAUUAAUUUUACUGAUGCAAGAAUGUGAAUCUUGUCGUCACUUUGCAUUUGAUGAUAUUUUCUUGUUGAUUUUAUACCAGGUUUAUAAAUGAGUGUUUUAUAAAGAAUGCUUCGUAGCAUUAUUUUGGUAUUUGUGUUUUUACUAUAUUGCCACGUAUUGAUGUCUUUGUAAACAAUGUAGUCAACUGUUUUAUCGUUUUGAACAUUGUCUAUGCGUCCAUGUUACAUGUUAUAAAUAUUAUUG
This is a messenger RNA of Dreissena polymorpha, 3578 nucleotides long. RefSeq lists its product as uncharacterized. Gene Ontology annotation, cellular component: nucleus. Gene Ontology annotation, biological process: regulation of transcription by RNA polymerase II. Lineage: Eukaryota; Metazoa; Mollusca; Bivalvia; Myida; Dreissenidae. The transcript has 4 exons. Gene Ontology annotation, molecular function: RNA polymerase II cis-regulatory region sequence-specific DNA binding; DNA-binding transcription factor activity, RNA polymerase II-specific. The record is from RefSeq and is a predicted model, not a curated record. Bases 125 to 1318 code for a protein of 397 amino acids.